AUGAGUCCCACCUUGCAUUCGAUCGAGGCGGACCUACGAGUAACUACAUACUGCUGGCAUGCUCCAUCACUAAUAUCCACCAUUAAACUGGUGGCUCAUAAAAAGGAAAGUCACGUGCCUCAGAAUGACCUUGGUUCUGUGGAAGUCUACUCGCCGGAAGUAAUCAUGUGGAUUAGGAAAGGGGAUACAACGAAAUUUCCUCCAGAGAGUGAAGAUGCACUUAUACAGGUAGUGUAUGGUGAUGUAAUCAAAACUUUCCGGAUGCGCGGAUCGGCAAAGUACCAGCAUCUGGAUCCACCUUCUCCAAUUAGACCAGGUGGGACAUACAAAUACAGCCACACAAGUGCGAUAUCUCAUAGCCUCCCUAAGGCUAGUUCAUCACCCUUCCGUGACUGCUCAAGUUUCAAGACUGAACCGUUCUAUUUUAUACAAAGCCAACUCUACCUCAACCAUUUCUAUAGACGAUUUGUUUACAUUUAUCCAUGGACUUGUUGA
Messenger RNA from Opisthorchis viverrini, 495 nucleotides. RefSeq lists its product as hypothetical. The coding region runs from base 1 to 495 and encodes 164 amino acids. The transcript has 4 exons. The record is from RefSeq and is a predicted model, not a curated record. Lineage: Eukaryota; Metazoa; Platyhelminthes; Trematoda; Opisthorchiida; Opisthorchiidae.